This is a messenger RNA of Ilex paraguariensis (yerba mate), 294 nucleotides long. Lineage: Eukaryota; Viridiplantae; Streptophyta; Magnoliopsida; Aquifoliales; Aquifoliaceae. The record is from the annotation of a GenBank genome assembly.
AGUUUGAAGCCUCUUGAAGAUGGGGAAAUAUUUGAAGAAAAGGGCUUUAAAGGACAAAGUUUCUUGAGAGAGUUCAACAAUGAAGAGGAAAUGAGAGGUGUGGGCCAAGGCAACGUAGGAGUAGGCAGUGCCAUCAAAGUAGACAAGUUGACCCAAGCACUGGGCGACGCCCCACUUCAAUUUGGAACCCAGUUACCGAAGCCGUUGAGACGAACAAUGCUAGAUCUUCCCAUGGAGGCGACGAUGAAGCAACCUAGCCAAGGGGCGAUGCCAGAUCGGCUUCUAUCGGUGUGA